Notothenia coriiceps (black rockcod) is the source of this 413-nucleotide messenger RNA. RefSeq names its product CAD protein-like. The transcript has 3 exons. The record is from RefSeq and is a predicted model, not a curated record. The annotation marks the transcript as partial. NCBI's taxonomy places the organism in Eukaryota, Metazoa, Chordata, Actinopteri, Perciformes, Nototheniidae.
UGUUUCAGACGGGCAUGGUGGGCUAUCCUGAGGCUCUCACUGACCCCUCCUACCACUGCCAGCUGCUGACCCUCACCUACCCUCUGGUGGGAAACUAUGGCGUACCGAAGGACGAAGAGGGAGAGUUCGGACUGAGCAAGUGGUUCGAGUCGUCAAAGAUCCACGCUGCAGCUCUGAUUAUCGGGGAGCUGUCGGACAGUCCCAGUCACUGGAGUUCAGUCAAGUCUUUGGACCAGUGGCUGAAGGAGCAAGGCAUUCCUGGAAUACAAGGCAUUGACACCCGCCGCCUGACCAAAAAGAUCAGAGAGAAGGGCACCAUGUUGGGGAAGCUGGUUGUGGACGGGAUCCCUGAGGACAGUAUUCCCUUUGAUAAUCCAGACAAGAGGAACCUGGUUCAGGAGGUCUCCAUGAAG